Messenger RNA from Pangasianodon hypophthalmus (striped catfish), 4331 nucleotides. Its product is annotated as NLR family CARD domain-containing protein 3-like. Gene Ontology annotation, molecular function: protein binding. The coding region runs from base 139 to 2934 and encodes 931 amino acids. The transcript has 12 exons. Lineage: Eukaryota; Metazoa; Chordata; Actinopteri; Siluriformes; Pangasiidae. The record is from RefSeq and is a predicted model, not a curated record.
GUGAAAGUAACGGAGGGAGGAGCGUGUCUGAGAGACCACAAAGUACGAAGCUCGAAUUUCUUACGUCCUGCGACAUUAUACUGGACUUUUGUAAUUAUCGUCUGCAUUUAUUCUUGAACACAUCACAACCCCUUGAAAAUGAGUUCAUCUGAUAAUGAUGAGAGAUCUCAGAAAGAAAGCUCUGACUCACCUGAGCCCAGCGUUGUGUCUAUGAAGAGUGACCAGUCAAUGGGUUUGCCAAUAAGGUUUAAACAGGAGAAGAAAGAAAGUCUGAUUCGAGAAAAGAGUUCAGAGUCACCUGAAACCAGCGUUGCAUCUAUGAAGAGAAAGUCGACGGAUUUUCCGUUUGAACAGGCAAAGACGUCUAAAAAGAAAAAAUCUCAGAAAGAAAGCUCUGACUCACCUGAGCCCAGCGUUGUGUCUAUGAAGAGUGACCAGUCAAUGGGUUUGCCAAUAAGGUUUCAACAGAAGAAGAAAGAAAGAGACAAACUUGGCAUAUCAAAUCCUCCAGUGAUGCAGGCGGAAACUGGACUCCAGCAUCCGAGCCCAGAAUGUCCAGCAGACAAUGUUAAAGUGAUGGAGGACAAAGAGCAUCAGGGCAAUACCAGAGAACCAGACCCUCUAUGGAAACAAAGAUUCAAAUCCAAAUUGCAGGAGAAAGUUCAGAUGAUUAAUGAAGGAAUCCCAAUGUAUGGAAAUUCAAGACUUCUAAAUGAGAUUUACACAGAACUGUGUAUCACAUCGGAAUAUGGGUAUGGACACGUCAAUGAAGAACAUGAGGUCAGACAUAUUGAACAGGCAUGCAGGAGUCUAAUAACAGAGGAGUCCAUCAACUGUAAUGACAUAUUUAAACCCUUACCUGGAGAUGAGAAACCCAUCAGAACUGUGCUAACAGAAGGCAUUGCUGGAAUUGGGAAAACAGUGUCUGUGCAGAGGUUUGUUCUGGACUGGGCUGAAGGAAAAGCAAAUCAGGAUUUGGACUUCAUUUUUCCCUUUAACUUUAGGGAGUUAAAUUUUAAAAAGAGAGAAAAUCUCAGUUUGUUGGAGCUUCUCCAUUGUUUUUUCCCAGAAACCAAAGACCAUAUUGUGGACUAUCAUCAUUACAAAAUCAUGUUUAUCUUUGAUGGACUGGAUGAGUGUCGUUUUUCUCUUGAUUUCCUAAACAGCAAAAGGUUGGCUGAUCUAACAGAGUCAGCUUCAGUGGAUGUACUGUUAACAAAUCUUAUUAACAGGAAUCUGCUUCCGUCUGCAUUCCUCUGGAUAACAUCUCGGCCAGCAGCGUCCAGUCAGAUUCCUCCUGCUUAUAUUGACAGAGUAACAGAGAUCCGAGGGUUCAGUGACCCUCAGAAAGAUGAGUACUUCAGAAAAAGAAUCAGUGAUCAAACCCUAGCUAAUAAAAUCAUCACACACCUGAAGUCAUCGCGAAGUCUUUACAUUAUGUGCCACAUGCCAAUCUUCUGCUGGAUUGCAGCGACUGUUCUCGAGGGAAUGUUUAGUGAAGCAGAAACUGGAGAGGUCCCCAAGACCCUGACUCAAAUGUUCACACAUUUCCUGAUCUUGCAGAUCAAACAUCGAUCCCAAAAGUACAAAAAACAUGAAAUGGAUCCUGGACAGAUUGCAGAUGUUGUACUAAAACUGGGAAAGCUGGCAUUCCAGCAGCUGGAGAAAGGAAACCUGAUCUUUUAUGAGGAGGACAUCAUAGAGUGUGGCAUUGAGGUCCGAGAGGCCACGGUGUACUCAGGAGUUUGCACUCAGAUCUUUAUCGAGGAAGUCACUUCACAUCUGGGGAAGGUGUACAGCUUUGUGCAUCUGAGUGUUCAGGAGCAUCUUGCUGCUGUGUAUGCAUUUCUCUCAUGUAUCAAUGGAAAUCUCUCAAAACAACAAUCCCCUGAAAUCUUCGGCCUCUCCUGCAAGGCAACACUGUUAGACCUUCUAAAGGCAGCAGUAGACAAGGCCUUACAGAGUAAGAAUGGACACCUGGACCUUUUCCUCCGCUUCCUUAUGGGUCUCUCACUGGAGUCCAAUUCACUUCUCUUUAAAUGCCUACUGACAGAGACAGGGCGCAGCUCUGUGAGCAAAAAUGCUGCUGCCACAAACAAGGAAAUAACCAUGUACAUCAAGGAGAAGAUUAGAAAGAAUCCAUCAAACUACAAAUCCAUCAAUCUGUUCCGCUGUCUGAAUGAACUGAAUGACCAGUCUCUGGUACAGGAAGUUCAAACCUUUUUGAGUAAAACAGCAAAUCAUUGCCUCCAAGGCAUCAGACUUUCUCCAGUUCAGUGGUCAGCUCUGGUCUUCUUGUUGCUGAACUCAGAAAAGGAGUUGGAAGAGUUCAACUUACAGAAGUAUGCAGCAUCAGAGCAUUGUUUGAGGAAACUGUUCCAAGUGUUCACAGCGUCCAGAAAGGCUUUGCUGUGUGGUUGUAAUCUUACGAAGAAUAUUUGUAAAAGUCUGGGAAAAUGUCUCAGCUCAGUCUGUUCAUGUCUGAGAGAGCUGGACCUGAGUGAUAAUAAACUGCAGGAUUCAGGAGUCAAACUGCUUUCUGCUGGGUUGGAGAGUCCACACUGUAAAUUGGAGAUCCUGAGACUUGGUAAUUGCAACCUCACAGAGAAAAGCUGUGCAGUUCUUGCUUCAGUUCUUCACUCCAAGUCGACGCAUCUGACAGAGCUGUGUCUCAGCCGCAACAGUCUGCAGGAUUCAGGAGUGAAGCAGCUCUCUGAGGCCCUGCAGAGCCCACACUGUAAACUACAGAUACUAAGGUUGCAUGACUGUAACAUUACAGAAGAAGGCUGUGUUGCUCUUACUGAAGCUCUGAGGUUAAAUUCACACCUGAGAGAGCUCGAUCUAAGCGCUAAUGAUGUAGGAGAAGAGGGAGUGAAGCUGCUCUCUGAUAUAAAGGAGGAUGAAAAGUACACACUGGAGAAGUUGGAGCUCUGAGAUCUUCAGACCUGACCUGGUGUAAGGAUGAAGUCUUGUGGAGAUAACAGCUAACAGAACACACAUAGUCACACUUUCUCAGAUGUCCAUCAUCAUUUCUAACACACUUGCUUUGUAAUGUCCAGCUUUUCUGACAGUUGAGCAAAAUAGCUACAUUUUCCAACUUUUUGACUAAUCAAGCAAACUUAGGUGUGGUGUUUGCUGUUAGCUUCCAGGUCAACAGAAUGCCUUCAGAAUCAUAAAGAAGCUCAGAAAUAUAAUAACUUUAGUACAGCUGGAAACCUAGCUAAUGAGUGUGCUGUUUGUUGUAGAAGAUUUGUGUGUUUAUUGUUAGUGAGUUUGAGUUUUAGCUUCAUGAAGGAAUUUGGUUGUAAAGCAAUGAAUAGGAAGUGUGAUUAAUGUGCUGAAUUUGAGGUUAAAAGUGUGUUGAUUGUUAGUUAGUGAGUGUGACGUGGGAGCUCUUACAGAAAAAAAAACUCGUGAAAUAAUGUCCGAUGUUUUUCACGUGUAUUUUGCCACACAGUGUCAAACCUCAUGUUAGAAAAGCCACUGGUCGUGCAGAAGCUAGGCAAAGUCCCAUUCUAAAAAAAAGCCUGCUGCUGAGCAGAAACCCCAGUUUGGGUAGAGGUCCCAUGUUGGUCAAAAGCGUCUAAGUGAACAAGGAUCUAUGGUCAGCAAAAUUCUCCUGCUGGCUAAAGCCCAAUGCUGGGCCUCUGGUUGGGUAAGCAUGUUGGGCAGAAGUCCACGGCUAGGCAGAUGCCCAGGUUUGGGCAGAAGCUCCUAGUUGGAGCAAAUACCUGAGCUCCUAAUUGAUGAAAGGGUCAUGGUUGGUCUGAUGCUGAAGGAUGGACAGAGGUCUGAGGUUGGGCAGAAGCUCCUGAUUGGUUAGAUGUCUGAGGGUGGGCAGAAGCCUGAUGGUGGUUAGAUGCCUGAUGCCUUGGGCAAAUGGUUCUAGUUGGUCAAAUGCUUGAGGUUGUGCAGAAGCUUAUGGUUGAUCUGGUGUCCGAGGGUGGUCAGAACCCUGAGGUCAACCAGAAGCUUCUGAUUGGUGAGAAGCCUGAGGAUAUGCAGAAACCUGAGUUUGCCUCUUGUUGGCUAAAGCCCUACCAGAGGAGAAGCCCCAGGGUGGGCAAAGCUGCAUGCUAGGCAGGAAACCUGAGGUUGAUGUUGGGCAGAUGGGCCUGGUUGGUCAGAUCCUGAGGUUGGACUGAAGCCUGAAGCUGGGCUAAAGCCACAUGCUGGGCAGUUCCCAAUAAUGGGCAAAGACUCAACUCCAGGUGUUAAUAUUGUUAUAUAUGAAAACACUUGGAAGAAAAUCACAUGAAAUAUGUGAAAAACAAAUGAGCUCACAAGUUAAACUCCAAUUACAACUUUCUGUAAGGGUUAGGGUUAGGGGU